CUACUGCAGCAAAGCGGGCCGGUCUGGGCUUGGCAGGGCUGGCAGGGGAAGGGUUAACCCCGUGUGCCUGUCUAUAUGUUAAUAAGGGAGCGGGUAAUAGGAGGAGGCCGGCUUUGGCUGGAGCCGCCGAGCGGGGAAGCGAUGCGCUUGGUGCCAGUCUAGAGCCGAAGGCAGGCAGGAUCACACAGACACACAUACACACAGAGGAGGGAGACUCUACAGACCCAGAGCCCUGGCAGAAGAAGGCGUGUGUGCUUCGUCGGGAGCCCGAUCACCGCAGGCCAUGCCCGCCUAAGGGAAGCGCGGAUGCCAGGCGGAGGGCACUCAGACCCUCUCUUCUCUCCCCCAGGGCUGGGCUCAGGCGAGGCGGCAGCGAGGAGAGACAGACCCACGUUCGGAAUACAGACCGAUGCCCAGCGGGAUGCCAAGGCAAGCGGGCUCCUUGUGGAUUACUGCUCCCUGAUUCCCAGGAGGAGGAAAAGGAGGAGGAGGAGGAGGAGGAGGUGUGGGCAAGGAAGCUGGGUGCCCCCCAAAGCAAGAGGCGAGGCUGGCUCCUCAGCUCGGAACCAUGUGAGGAACAGUGCUGCAGUGGGAGAUACACACAGGAGUUCUGAGGUUCACACUCCCUUUCCCUUCACACUCUGCCACAGGAUGGAACAGAGAAAGUUCUGCUGGCCUCUAUGGGACUCCGAUGGCGGGCCAGUGGCCUGGGUGCUUCUUCUUUUUUUCUUUUCACAGAAUGCGACCAGCACUCAUUAUAAUACCUUCCACUCUGAGAACCGCGACUGGACUUUCAACCACUUGACUGUCCAUCAGGCCACUGGAGUCAUGUGGGAGCCAAAUCGGGUUUAUAAACUGUCUGGAAACUUGACCAUAUUAGUAGCUCACAAGACAGGACCUGAGGAAGACAACAAGUCUUGUUAUCCACCGCUCAUUGUUCAACCCUACGAGAUCUUGACUCUAACUAACAACGUCAAGCUGCUGAUUAUUGAUUACUAGCUCGAAAAUAGGCGGUUGGCAUGUGGCAGCCUCCAAGGAGUCUGCAAGCUGCUGAGAUUGGAUGACCUCUUCAUCCUGGAACCUUCACAUAAGAAGGAGCAUCUUUCCAGUGUUAACAAGACUGGCACUAUGUAUGUUAUAGUUCGAUCUGAGGGGGAAGAGGAAAGCUUUCAUAGUACUACUGCAGUGGAUGGCAAGCAGGAUUACUUCCCCACUCUCUCCAGCAGGAAACUGCCACGUGAUCCAGAGUCAUCAGCCAUGUUGGGAUUAGUAACUCCACGCGACUUUGUUUCAUCCCUCAUCAAUCCUUCAGACACACUGGCCUUGGUCUCUCACUUUGAUAUCUUUAUAAUCUAUGGAUUUGCACGUGGCAUUUUGUGUACUUUUCUGACUGUUCAGCCAGAGCAACCUGAGGGAGUAUCUAUCAAUGCAGCCAGUGACAUAUUCUAUUCAACAUCCCGAAUUGUGCGUCUGUGCAAGGAUGACCCCAAUGUUCACUCCUAUGUUCUCCUGCCUUUUGGAUGUGUCAAAGUGAUGUGGAAUACUGCGACUCCUCCAGGCAGCCUAUCUUCCAAACCAGGAGAGGUAUUGGGCUCGAUCCUCAAUAUUACAGUCCAGGAUGAUGUCGCUUUUUGCCAUUUUCUCAAGGGGCAAAAGCAGUAUCAUCAGCCACCUGAUGACUCAGCUCGUGCAUGUUCCAUCCGUGCUAUCAAUGCCCAAAUUAAGGAUCGCCUACAAUCUUGCUACCAGGGUGAGGGCAACCUGGAACUCAACUGGGCUGCUAGGGAAAGAGUUCAAUGUACCAGGCGACUGCUCCCAAUAGAUGAUAACUUCUGUGGGUUGGAUAUUAACCAGCCACUGGGAGGUUCUGUACCAGUAGAAGGGGUCACCCUUUACACAUCCAGCCGUGAUCGGAUGACUGCUGUCACUUCUUAUGUCUACAAUGGCUACAAUGUGGUGUUUGUUGGUACCAAGAGUGGCAAACUGAAGAAGAUUCGAGCAGAUGGACCUCCUCAUGGUGGUAUUCAAUAUGAAAUGAUUCCAAUUUUCAAGGAUGGGAGUCCUAUUCUUCGUGACAUGGCUUUCUCUACAGAUCAUAAUUACCUCUAUGUCAUGUCAGAAAGACAGGUAUCCCAGGUUCCCAUUGAGUCAUGUGAACAGUAUACAACUUGUGGAGAAUGUCUAAGCUCAGGAGACCCUCACUGUGGUUGGUGUGCUCUCCAUCACACGUGUUCCCGGAGGGACAAGUGUGAGAGAGCAGAUGAACCAUUCCGAUUUGCAGCCAGCAUCAGCCAGUGCAUGAGUAUCAUCGUUCAACCCAGCAGCAUCCCAGUUUCUGAGCACAGCCUUUCGCUCAGCUUGUUGGUGAAUGAUGCACCUGACCUGUCAACUGGUAUCACUUGUGUAUUUGGAAACCUCACUGAAGUGGAAGGCCAGGUUUUGGGCAACCAGAUUGUAUGUAUUUCACCAGCAUCUAAGGAUGUCCCUGCUAUACCUGUGGACCAGGACUGGUUUGGCAUAGAAUUGCUGCUGAAAUCUAGAGAAACAGGCAAGAUGUUUGUCAGCACAGAAUUCAAGUUCUACAACUGCAGUGCCCACCAACUAUGCCUCUCUUGUGUAAACAGCGCUUUUCGUUGCCACUGGUGUAAAUAUCGGAACCUCUGCACUCAUGAUCCCACAACAUGCUCCUUUCAGGAGGGACGGAUCAAUGUUUCUGAGGACUGUCCACAGCUUUUCCCCACAGAAGAGAUUUUGAUCCCUGUUGGUGAGGUGAAACCCAUUACACUGAAAGCUAGAAAUUUACCUCAGCCUCAAUCUGGCCAGCGUGGCUAUGAGUGUGUCCUCAACAUCCAAGGAGUGAUUCAUCGUGUACCUGCUCUUCGUUUCAACAGCUCAAGUGUCCAGUGCCAGAACAGCUCGUAUCUCUAUGAUGGAAUGGACAUAAGUAACUUACCAGUAGAUUUUGCUGUGGUAUGGAAUGGGAACUUCAUUAUCGACAACCCAGAAGAUUUGAAAGUUCAUCUGUACAAAUGUGCAGCCCAGCGAGAAAGCUGUGGGUUGUGCCUGAAAGCAGAUCAGAAAUUUGAGUGUGGCUGGUGCACUGGAGAAGGAAAAUGCACUUUGCGUCAGCACUGUCCUUCACCUGUUGGUGGCUGGGGAAGAUGGCUUGACUGGUCAAGCAGGAAUGUCAAAUGCUCCAACCCACGUAUCACUGAGAUCUUAACUGUCUCAGGCCCACCAGAAGGAGGAACACGUGUGACAAUUCGUGGAAUUAACCUGGGACUGGAUUUCUCUGAGAUAGCCCAUAAUGUGCAGGUGGCUGGGGUGGAAUGCACUCCACUGGAGGACCAGUACAUAAUUGCUGAGCAGAUUGUGUGUGAGAUGGGCCAGGCUGAGCCUGAUAUCACUUCCGGUCCUGCACUCCUCUGCAUUGGAGAAUGCAAGCCAGAAUUUGUGGCCAAGUCUGCACAGCAUUACACAUUUGUGAAUCCUGCGGUGAGCUCUCUGAGUCCCAGCCGUGGGCCAGAGUCAGGAGGGACUAUGGUGACCAUCACUGGCCAUUUUCUGGGAGCUGGCAGCAGUGUGUCGGUGUUGCUGGGUAACCAGACCUGCGAGUUUUAUGGGAGGUCUAUCAAUGAAAUUGUAUGUGUCUCUGCACCAUCAACCCAUGGUCUAGGCCCUGUGCAUGUCUCUGUCAGUGUGGACCGUGCUCAGUUAGAGCGCAUGCUGCAGUUUGAAUACAUCGAUGACCCCAGAGUUCAACGUAUUGAGCCUGAGUGGAGCAUAGCCAGUGGCCACACACCUCUGACUAUCACAGGGUCGAACCUGGAUGUCAUACAAGAACCCAGGAUACGAGUGAAGUACAAUGGCAAGGAAUCUGUCAAUGUCUGUAAAGUUGUGAACGCAACCACCUUGACUUGCCUGGCUCCCUCUCUCACACCAGAAUACCGACCUGGCUUGGAUGCUGUUGAACGACCUGAUGAGUUUGGCUUCAUCUUUAAUAAUGUUCAGUCCUUGCUGAUUUAUAAUGACACCAAGUUUAUCUAUUAUCCAAACCCAACCUUUGAGCUUCUCAGUGCUAGUGGUAUCUUGGAUCAGAAACCAGGCUCACCCAUUAUCCUGAAGGGUAAAAAUCUGUGCCCUCCUGCCUCUGGUGGAGCAAAGCUGAAUUACACUGUUCUGAUCGGAGAAACUCCUUGUGCUGUCACCGUCUCUGAGACCCAGCUGCUGUGUGAGCCUCCAAACCUCACCGGGCAACACAAAGUACUGGUGCAUGUGGGUGGCAUUGUCUUCUCACCUGGCUCAGUAAAUGUGAUCUCAGAUAGCCUGUUGACCUUGCCAGCUAUUGUCAGCAUUGCAGCAGGAGGUAGCCUUCUUCUCAUCAUAGUCAUCAUUGUCCUCAUUGCCUACAAGCGCAAGUCUCGUGAAAAUGACCUCACCCUCAAGAGGCUACAGAUGCAGAUGGACAACUUGGAGUCUCGAGUGGCCCUUGAAUGCAAGGAAGCUUUUGCAGAACUCCAGACAGACAUCAAUGAGUUAACCAGUGACCUGGAUCGCUCUGGGAUCCCAUACCUUGAUUAUCGCACAUAUGCAAUGAGGGUCCUCUUUCCUGGCAUUGAAGAUCACCCUGUCCUACGUGAACUAGAGGUCCAAGGGAAUGGACAGCAGAAUGUUGAAAAGGCCCUGAAACUCUUUGCCCAGCUGAUAAACAACAAGGUCUUUCUGCUGACAUUCAUCCGUACCCUUGAGAUGCAGCGAAGUUUCUCCAUGCGUGAUCGGGGCAAUGUGGCUUCUCUCAUUAUGACAGGUCUUCAAGGCAAGCUGGAAUACGCCACUGAUGUUCUGAAGCAGCUGUUGUCAGAUCUGAUUGAAAAGAACCUGGAAAAUAAAAAUCACCCCAAACUCCUUUUGCGCAGAUGGCUGCUUGAAGAGUAGCAUAUAGAGAAGUUGACACCAGUGGCCCAUGAAUUUGGAACUUUAGCUGUU
Messenger RNA from Sceloporus undulatus (fence lizard), 4986 nucleotides. It is a transcript of the gene PLXNA2, whose product is annotated as plexin A2. Gene Ontology annotation, molecular function: semaphorin receptor activity; protein binding. The record is from RefSeq and is a predicted model, not a curated record. Gene Ontology annotation, cellular component: semaphorin receptor complex. Gene Ontology annotation, biological process: regulation of cell shape; negative regulation of cell adhesion; positive regulation of axonogenesis. NCBI's taxonomy places the organism in Eukaryota, Metazoa, Chordata, Lepidosauria, Squamata, Phrynosomatidae.